Messenger RNA from Diorhabda carinulata, 6042 nucleotides. RefSeq names its product division abnormally delayed protein (gene dally). The transcript has 7 exons. Gene Ontology annotation, biological process: regulation of protein localization to membrane; cell migration; positive regulation of canonical Wnt signaling pathway. Gene Ontology annotation, cellular component: plasma membrane; cell surface; extracellular region. NCBI's taxonomy places the organism in Eukaryota, Metazoa, Arthropoda, Insecta, Coleoptera, Chrysomelidae. Bases 336 to 2027 code for a protein of 563 amino acids. The record is from RefSeq and is a predicted model, not a curated record.
AUUAUUAAAUAAGAAUAAGUAUUUACAACGCCAUUUCAUUGAACGUUUAUUUUCUUGUGUAAGAAAAGUGUUAAUUACCUUUAUCCCUUAUAGUGUAGGUGUGUGCGUGGGGAUUAUAAACUGGUUGUGAAAAACCAAUAAAUUUUCUCACGAAGUGUUUGUUGUUUGAUUGUUUAGCCGAGGCGAGUUUUUGUUGAACUUUGAACUUCCUAUUUAGGCGCCAUAUUAAUACCUAACGUCAAAAGCAGUGUUGUUUUUAUGGUAAAUUUACAUUUAAGAAGUUCGAGGUUUAAAUCAAUCUUUAGAUGCUGUAAUAUGAGGAUUCCGUUGUAAAUAUGCUGAUAACUGUUGUUAACAUAUUUGGUACCAAAUGUGGCGGUCAAUGCUGUGAUGAUAAAACGGAGACAUUAUUGAGGAAGCAGGGACAGAAGGACUUUGCCGAUCUUUUACGACACAAUUCAAGGUCGUUACAAGGACUGCUUACGUCUACGGCUACAACUUUACAAAACCACGUAUUCGAAUUGGCACGUCAAUCCGAAAACAAAACCCUCCUCCUAUUCCAACAAGUUUACCGAGGCAUGGCGAGCCUCUCCCGCGCCCCAAUCACCCAAUUAUACAAGGAUAUCCGGAAUUAUAUCUGGAUAAACACGACCGAACCGAAAGCCGUCUUCAACCCCGAAGAUAUAAUCAACAGCGUGAACGAUUUCUUCACGGAAUUGUUCCCGCUGGCCUACCACCAUUCCGCGGACAUAUCCGGCAAAGAUUUCACCCCCAGAUACAAGGAGUGCGUGAAAAAAUCCAUGGAAAGCGUGUCGCCUUUCGCGGAAAUCCCCAAACAAAUCGGAUCGGCUCUGUCGAAGAGCUUGGAGGCCACCAGGCUGCUGCUGCACGCUUUCCGCAUCGGUUCCGAGGUACUCAACACCACCGACACUCUGCUCAUCGACGAACACGGCGGCGAGAAUUCCGAAUGCCACGACGCCCUGCUGAAGAUGACGUAUUGUCCGAGAUGUUUGGGGUUGUUGAAGCACACGAAACCGUGCAGCGGUUACUGUCUCAACGUCUUGAGGGGCUGUAUCACGAAGUACGUCGCCGAACUCGAUCUACCUUGGAACGGAUUCGUCGAAGGCGUCGAGAGUCUGGUCAACGCCAUGAAGAGGAGCGGCUCUGACGCCGACGUCAACGUCAACGCCGUCAUCAAGAAUUUGGACAACAAGAUUUCGACGGCCAUCAUGAAGUACAUGGAAAAAGGGAAGGACAUCGACGUCAAGGUUAGGAAAAUUUGCGGUUCGGCUGAAUUUUCCUCGAAAGAAAAUCCCCUUCUAGCGGAAACCAGCACGGCAGCACCGACGCCGAUGAAUGGCAAACCUCGUAGUACCAAUCCGACGAAUUUUUCACCGUUACCCGAAAACGAACUUUCCCAUUUCUUAUCGGCGAUCGCUAAAACUAAAGGUUUCUACCUUAAUUUGGCGAAUACCCUUUGCCAGGACCCUUCCUUCGCCGAAAGGAAAGACCAGCAAUGUUGGAACGGCGAAAGGAUAGCAGAAUAUACGAAAACCGUGGUCGAAGUAGGCUUCGACAAUCAAAAAUAUAACCCGGAAGUCAGACCCAAUACCGAUACGCAAAACAUCGAUCCCAGAGUAGCGAAUUUAGUCGACAAAUUACGCCGAGUACAUCACAUGGCUAUAAGUUCUGUGGGUCCUAAUUAUUCCGAAUCCGAUAUGCAACGAGACGGUACCGAAGGAUCAGGUUCUGGAGCCGGUCCUGACAUCGAAGACGAAGAAGAUGAAGUGAGAGGAUCGGGAUCGGGCGACGGACCUUCAACUAAUGAUUAUAUUGAAGGCGAACAACGUAACAAUUUGAAUAACGUGAAUAUUAAUAAUAAUCAACCUACAGCUGGUUCGAAGCCGCCGACUACGCACGAUCAACCACCGAUCGUGCACGUGGUGGGCGGUAACGGCAGUAGGAAUUCUCCUACUUCUCUGGUGAUUUUAGUGAUUAUAUCGUGGAAAUGCAGACUUUUUAUGUAAAAAUUAAUUAAUAACAACAGAGAAUUAUAAAUAAAACGGAUACGUGAGUGAAAAAGUGUGGUUAUAAUAGGAGAGUGAUUGAAGUGUCGAAUGUUAUUUAUUUAAAUGGUGCCAUUUUUAUUCUUCUUUUUUUUCGAUCGUAACUUGAAAAAUUCUGCUUGAGAUAACAUUUUAUCUAUAUCGUUAUAACGUGAGGUUAUGUUAUUAUUUAUAAAUGAAAAUAAUUGCUAAUUGGUUAUUGCGUUUUAUUUAGAACAUAAUUUGAUUUAAUUAAUCAACAUAUUUGUCCUUAAUUAAUCAUAUUUCGAUAAAUAUGGUUAUCAUUUAUUAUUUGUUUUUCAUAUAAUGAUGGAAAAAUUAGUUUAGUUAGUUUUAUUUUGAAAAAAUUAUCUCAAUAACUUUCAAAAUUCGAGAAAACCUCAAUUAUCAAACCGUGAAGUAUACAGGGUGUGUGAAUAUAACUAAAAUGUAGUUAAUUAGAAUCGAAAUUGUUUUUGGUUCAUUUUUUACCAAAAAAAUGACUAUAAUUGAGAAAAAAACGGUUUAUUGCAUCAAUACUCUCGAUUAAAACGUCGAAUUGAUGUUUUUAUAACUAAAAAAUCAUUUUUUUUCCAAUUUUCAUAUUUCAGAACCUUGAAACGAACUAAAAAACGAAACAAAUCAUUUUGAAACCCCUUUAGGUCUCUGAAGAUGAUAAAAGUGUUCGAGACGCUCGUUUGAUAGGGUAAUCGUGAUUAUUGGUAUAAUAUACAAUGUGAUUACCAACAACCGAUACCAAAAUUGUUACUUUGUUGAUUUCUGAAGUCCGUUUGACACUAAAAUUGCUCAAAUUUUUAAUAAAACGUAUUUUCAACGAAUUUGUCUUAAUAAAACUUAUUUUUUUUAGAAAAUUUUGUACCUUUAAACACUUGAAACCAGUAGCUCAAAACUUAAUGAGAAAAAAUUUAAGUUACGAUUGAUAAAAACGAGAAAAAAAAACUAUUAUCUAAAAUUUUUAAAAAAAUUUAUGCUAUAAGAAAUUAAUAUAAAUAAAAACGAAAGAAAUUAUACGGGGUCGUUCGUUAAAGUUGAAAUAUCGGUUAAUAACAAUCAGUUAACAAUAAAAAGAAAUUUAUUUAAUGUUACAAUGGGAAUUGGAAGGAGGCACAUCGACGUAAUUAUAAUAAUUAAAGGGUUUAAUGAUAAAAAUUUAGGUAUAUGAGUGUAUGGUACAAAAUAAGAGUGAAAAUAACGAAAUUUUGGAAUUCUAGUGAGGAUUUAUAUUUAAUAACCUUAUUUAUAGAUACAAGAAAUUUUUUGAAAAAUUUCUUGAUAAAUUGAUUUCUGUAGCAUAAAUUCGAAAUGAACUUUCAAUUUUUUUUAUACAAAUAACGUGAAUUUAAUCAAUUUUCGAAUGGAAUUGUAGUUUUAUAACUUCCCCGAAUGUGUAAACUCUUUGUUGUGACAUGCUAUUACUUUAUAAGUAUUAAAAGUUGCCAAUUAUGAUAAUUCUUAUAUCGAAAUAUUAUUAUUUCAUUUUCGAAGUAAAAUUUUUGCAGCUACUUACGAUUUACGAUCAAUACACGUAUACACACAAACAGGCACUUUUUGUAAUCCCGUAAUUUUUCGUUAAAACUUUGUAAAAUAGGAAAAAAACUAUCGAUUUUGAGUUCGUUUAAAUCGAAAUUUAAAAUUUGACAACCAAUUCUAGUCUUUAAUGAAGUGUAUAUUGAAUUUUCAGUGAAAAACGUUACAUUUUAUUAUAAUUUUCUACAUAACCUUAUUAAUUAUUGACAGUUCUGAUUCAUGGCGUCGAUACUAAUCAAAUUAAUAUUAGCUUUGUUCGCGGGUGUCAUUCCGAAUCAGUUCGAUCGCAUACGGACUUUCAAAGUUGUCGAUGAUUCUCUCUCCCGCAAACUACAAGUUCACAUUCGAUCGGUCCUGAUUCGGAAUCGGAUCUGCGAACAAAGCUAUUUUUUAGUAUCAUUAGUGUUAGUUCUGUGAUUGAGAAUCUUGCAGUAUUACACAUAUGAUCGUGCAUUGAAACUAUAAAAAAAGAAGAAUUUAUUAAACGAGGUGAAGUCGAAAGGUUUUUCAUUAAAUACAUUUGAAAUAAAAUUUUUGUUAAUACGUUUAAAUUUUUUCGGCAUACAGAGUGUUUAAUAUUGUCAUUAUAUCAUAAUUAAUAAUAAAUUCACAGUUUGAUAUACAAUAAACAUUAUUGUAUGAGGUAGAUACUUUGAAAUGAAAUUUUCGUUAUUAGUUUUGACUAUUUUCGAUAUACAGAGUGUUUUAGAUUUUUAUCACACACUUUUCAUCAUAACUAACAAAAAAUUCGAAGUUUAAUAUACAAUAAAUAUUAUUAUACGAGGUGGAGUCGAAAUAUUUUCUAUUGGAUACUUUGAAAUGAAAUUUUCGUUAUUAGUUUUGACUAUUUUCGAUAUACAGGGUGUUUUAGAUCUUCAUUACACACUUUUCAUCAUAACUAACAUAAAAUUCGAAGUUUAAUAUACAAUAAAUAUUGUUAUACGAGGUGGAGUCGAAAUAUUUUCUAUUGGAUACUUUGAAAUGAAAUUUUCGUUAUUAGUUUUGACUAUUUUCGAUAUACAGGGUGUUUUAGAUCUUCAUUACACACUUUUCAUCAUAACUAACAUAAAAUUCGAAGUUUAAUAUACAAUAAAUAUUGUUAUACGAGGUGGAGUCGAAAUAUUUUCUAUUGGAUACUUUGAAAUGAAAUUUUCGUUAUUAGUUUUGACUAUUUUCGAUAUACAGAAUGAUUAAUAUUAACAUUACACACUUUAUACGUUAUAAAUAAUUCAUUUGAACAUUAUUAUACGAGGUGGAGUCGAAAGUUUUACACAUUUAGUAUUAUAACUAAAAAUAAAUUAUUGGUAUUCAGUUUUUUCCCUAUUUUACAUUCCCAGUGAACGAAAUCGAUUUUUUUCGUGUUUCUUUUCAAUUAUUUCGAUUGUGUGCGAGUAAGGAUGCGUGUAGAUAGACUUUUAGAUUAUAAUAAUAAUUGUUUAAAUUAUUUUGAGAAUUGUCUGUGAUUGAUCUAUUUUAUUAUUUAAUAAUUAUAAAAUUUAGAUAUCGAAAAAUUCGUUUAUUUCGUUUUAACAAGUUUGACGAACAGAUUUAAACAAAAAAAAUUGAAAAUAUAUGCAUUUAGGUUAGGAAAAAAAUUCGUCUAGCUUGUUAGAGUAAUUUUCCAAUAACGAGGUUUCAUAAAAAAAAAUAAAUUAUAUAAAUGUUGAAUAAAUAAUUAUGAAAUUAUUUAUCUAUGGCCAGUUACACACAGAACAAUACUUGUUAUAUAAUAAUAUAUUUAUUACGAUUAAUUUAAGUAUCAAACUCCCUCUAAUUAUUUUUUUUUUCAACCAAUUUUGAAUACCGAAAUAUCACGAAAAAAAAAAAAUUUUGUGAAACCUUAAAUCUGCCAUUUUGCUGUCUCGUCGUAUUUAUUUUCGUUAAUUUCAAUAUAUAAAUCCCCCCUUUGUACUAAUUGUAUAAUAAAUCGUAUGAAAAAUAUUUAAAACAUACGUUUGGUGUUACUAUAAAUAUUGAUCGCCCCCUGUAAAUGGUUAUAUAAAGAUACCAUGUCUUGUACGUCAUUCAGUCACUGAAUUGUUUAAUAAAAUGACGUAUGUUCUUCUUCUUUUUCUUUUCAUUUCAUAGUUACGAAUAUAUAAAACUUGUUAUAGCUGUGGAAUCAGUAUAUGACGUGUAGAUAGCAGCCAUAUUUAUUUUGUAAGUUUACUUAUAAUUAAUUUGAUUCUUUUCGUAUAUCCAGUAUCAUUUUCGCGAUUUUUUUACAGCUUUUUUAUUAGAUUUUCUCGUAUGACAACUGCAUAUCACUUGUAAGCAAUAAAAAAAAACACAGGAUGGUAUUUAAUUGAAAAAAAUUGUAUUUAUAAACAAAAGUUGUCCAACUAACUAGUCUUUAGCUUUGUAAUUUAUUCUAAAUUUUUUUAUUUUCUGUGUAUUACAUUUUUUUUGGUAGAUAUAAUAUGAAAUAUAUAUAUAGUUGCCUUUUUUA